Messenger RNA from Pristis pectinata (smalltooth sawfish), 2619 nucleotides. It is a transcript of the gene dhx34, whose product is annotated as DEAH (Asp-Glu-Ala-His) box polypeptide 34. The record is from RefSeq and is a predicted model, not a curated record. Lineage: Eukaryota; Metazoa; Chordata; Chondrichthyes; Rhinopristiformes; Pristidae. Gene Ontology annotation, cellular component: intracellular anatomical structure. Gene Ontology annotation, biological process: nuclear-transcribed mRNA catabolic process, nonsense-mediated decay. The transcript has 14 exons. Bases 27 to 2432 code for a protein of 801 amino acids. Gene Ontology annotation, molecular function: RNA binding.
CUCCCCUCCUCACUCUCCCCCUCCCCAUGCCCCCACAACCACAGGUGAUCUACCAGCCUGUACAGAGUGAGGAGGGGAGCUCAGGCUCAGACCGCUUGGACCCGGGGCCGUACCUGAGGGUGAUGCAGACCAUUGAGGAGCGUUACCCGGCGGAGGAGCGCGGAGACCUGCUCAUCUUCCUGAGUGGGGCAGCAGAGAUCGGCAUCGUGGCCGAGGCAGCGCGGACACUGGCUGCUCUCACCAAACGCUGGGUUGUCCUGCCGCUGCACAGUGGGCUCUCUGCCUCCGAGCAGGACAAGGUCUUUGAUGUCGCUCCGCCAGGUGUCCGAAAGUGCAUUGUGGCUACAAACAUCGCAGAGACGUCUGUUACAAUCGAUGGUGUGCGCUUCGUCAUCGACUCAGGGAAAGUGAAGGAAAUGAGCUUCGAUCCAAAGGCCAAGAUGCAGCGACUGCAGGAGUUCUGGAUCAGCCGGGCCAGCGCGGAGCAGCGUGCGGGGAGAGCAGGGCGCACGGGGCCUGGUGUUUGUUACCGGCUGUACGCCGAGUCUGAUUACCAGGCUUUUGCCCCCUACCCUGUGCCAGAGAUGCAGAGGGUGGCACUCGAUGCCCUGGUCCUGCAGAUGAAGAGCAUGGGGCUCGGGGACCCGCGCACCUUUCCUUUCAUUGAGCCGCCUCCGCUGGCCAGUGUGGAGACAGCGAUCCGUUAUCUGCAGGAUCAGGGCGCGCUGGACAGCAGUGAGAACCUUACUACUGUUGGGAAACUCCUGGCAGAUCUGCCUGUGGACGUGGUCAUUGGAAAGAUCCUGAUCCUCGGUAGCACCUUUGACCUGGUGGAGCCAGUACUGACCCUGGCUGCGGCCCUGAGUCUUCAGUCCCCGUUCCUCCGGCAGGCGGGUCUGGAGUGUGCGACCGCACGCAAACCCCUGGAGAGUGACCAGGGAGACCCCUUCACCCUGCUGAAUGCCUUUGAAGAAUGGCUUCAGGUGAAGUCAGUGAGAGGCGGCCAUAGCAGGAAGUGGUGCCGGAGGAGGGCACUGCAGGAGCAGCGGCUGUACGAGAUGGUGAACCUGAGGCAGCAAUUCAAGAUGCUGCUGAAGGACCACCAGCUGCUGAGGGAGGAGGGCGGCUCCUCCAAGGACAGUUACCGGCGGCAGCAGCGUCACCGGGAGCGGCAGGAGCUGCAGAAGGUGAAGCGGCAACACGAGGAACAGGAUGGGCGGAGGCGCAAGGUGCUGCGACUGGAGGAGGAGGAGGAGGGGUCAUCGGAGGAAGAGGGGUCCCACCGCUCGGGUACCCACCCGCGUGUGGUGGACAUUCAGGACGUGAAGUUCAAGCUGCGUCACAACGUGGAGGAGCUGCACGCUGCCGCAGUCUCCCAGCAGCUGUCUCCUCGCUGCUUCCAGCUGCUCAAGCUGCUGGUGUGUUGCGGUCUCUACCCUCAGCUGGCCGUGCCCGACGAGUUCAACAGCCGGCGCAAGGACUCUGAGCAGAUCUUCCACACUCAGAACAAACAAGGGGUUGUGCUCCAUCCCACCAGCGUCUUCAGCUCCAACCCAGGCCUGCUGCAUGUUGAGGAGGAAUGCCACAGAGAGACACUGGGACUGAGGUCCGAGCAGAGCCACCACCACCAGGUGCUGGCCUUCGUCUCGUUGUUGGAGACAAACAAACCCUACCUGCUGAACUGUGUCCGGGUCCCCGCACUGCAGUACCUCCUGCUGUCGGCUCGCUCACUGGACACAAGCGCCGACUGCGGCCGAGUGGUGGUGGAUGGGUGGCUGGAGCUGGUGCUGGCGGAUCCUGCGGUAGGUGUGCAGAUCCUGUCGAACGUCAUGCGGCUGCGAGACAGUUGGGAGCAGGUCCUGACCGACCAGUUAAAGCUGACAGAACAGCAUGGCGGGGCGGAUGACGAGGAGGAGCAGCGACGGAUCAGGCACCUGAGGGAAUCAUUGUGUCAGAGACUCAUGGACUUUCUGGAGGCUGAGGUACCGUACUCUAUCCGCCAACUCACGGGGCUGGAGAGGCAGAACCUGUUUGUGGGGCCUCAGCUGGUGACGGACAUGCCAUUACUGGAGGUGCUGAGUGUGGGCAGUGAAUGCCAGCCCCAUCCGCUGAAAGGAGGCCUGGCAGUGAACGAGUAUUUGACCUACAACUGCCUGGCGGGUCAGGACCUCUACAGCGGGUGCUUGCGGACUUUCUGGACCUGCCCAACUUGUGACCUCCGGCUCCCCCUCACUCCCCUCGAGCGAUGGCAGCAUGAGACCGGAUGUAGGGCAAAGGCCGAGGAGGGCGAGCAGGCAGCCUCGGCCAGCAUCCUGGGAUCAAGGCCCAGCGUGCCUCGGGGUCUCCAGCAGCCCUUCCACUGUGACCAUUGCCAGCAGGACUUUCUGUUCACCCCCACCCAGAUCCUCAGACACAAGUGGCAGCACCGGUGACACCAGCCACUGCUCAGGAGGAGGAUGGCUGGUCUGCGCUCCACCUAUGGCCAGUGGUGAGCCAGCCGGGCAGGACAGACUGUUGGGGGUUGGCUGGGGCUGAGGUCACCACCACAAGCUCGCUGUUUUACUUGCACACUCUGUGGAGGAAAUAUGUUCUUGUCGAUUAAAAUGGAUUUGCCAUGUG